Molecule: messenger RNA, 456 nt
Organism: Malassezia pachydermatis
Lineage: Eukaryota; Fungi; Basidiomycota; Malasseziomycetes; Malasseziales; Malasseziaceae
Exons: 1
Coding region: 1-456 (151 amino acids)
Source: RefSeq, a predicted model, not a curated record
AUGAUUCCUACUAUUCCUAAGCCGACGUUUAUGACGUCUAUCUCCAUGCCGAAGUCGCUGAAGCCACUGCGACCCCGACCCGUGUCUCAGCUCAAGACUCCUAAGCAUUCCAAAAACCUCCGCGUAGCUCUCUCUGUGGAAUCUAUUCUGCAGCAAUGCGGUACUAAGAAUGCGCAUACUCUUCACUCUAUGCAACGGACUGCGGCAGUGAACCGCGCUAGUUCCCGCGCUCUUCUGCCAGCUACUGCUUUGGGCGUAGCUGCUCUGAGUGUAGCCACUGCCCUUUGCUAUAUGCGUCUCUGUGGACCUGUUCACGCAGAAGGUGGCGCUACUUCAUCAGCGUAUAUGACAGCGGCGAUGAACUCGUCGUCUAUCAUUGGUAUGGCUCGACAACAGCAGCACACUGCUGAUGAGCUUCUUAUGGUGAAGAGCGUUGCCCAGAUUGGAUCGCUCUAA